This is a messenger RNA of Notolabrus celidotus (New Zealand spotty), 5333 nucleotides long. RefSeq names its product euchromatic histone-lysine N-methyltransferase 1b (gene ehmt1b). Gene Ontology annotation, cellular component: nucleus. The record is from RefSeq and is a predicted model, not a curated record. Gene Ontology annotation, molecular function: histone methyltransferase activity; p53 binding; zinc ion binding. The transcript is spliced from 26 exons. Lineage: Eukaryota; Metazoa; Chordata; Actinopteri; Labriformes; Labridae. Bases 161 to 4117 code for a protein of 1318 amino acids.
GCGGGAAAGAAAAGGAAAAGAGGAACAAUCUGUUCGACACAUUCUCGCGCUCUCUCUCCCUCUCUCUUUCCUCCCCCCUUCCCUCUCUCUCUCUCUCUCCCCCUCUCUCUCUCACUCACACACACACUCCCUCACGCAGUUUGAUGCCUUCUUCUUCUCAAUGGAGGCCAUGAGGAGAAAGCAGCCUGCUGGUCUCACCAAGAGCAGUUUGGAUAAAGGUGCCUCAGCCAAGAAGGAAGAACUAAACGCUGCAAGAAACGGAGAGAAGAAGUCAGAUGGAGAGGUAGCAGCCAGACUGGCCUCCUCCACUGCAGCCGAGGCGAUGCUGAACGGCACUGAACACGAUGACAUGAGGCACAAAAGCCCGACACGUGGCUCCACGACAGGCAACAAGACUUUACUGCUGGAAAACGGCAUGUUGGACUCGGAGCCGCCGCACGGCUCCGUUACUGGAAGCAAUGGAUUAAUCCUCACCAAGCAGCAGCAGCAGCAGCAGGAAGGCGGUUCCUCCCCUCACAGGACUAACUGGUCGCCUUUGGGCUCAGUCACAGGGGGACACAUGGCCAAACCCUCAGCGUCUGGGUAUGCGCAGAGUUCAGGUGCACUAAGGACUGAUCCCAGUGCAGGAACUACGUCAGGACAAGGAACAUCAGACACUAAAAACGGCACAGCCUCACCGCCUGUACCGGCUCCAGCACCGGUAACGAUACACCGAGCACGCAAGACCAUGUCCAGACCCGCUGUCAGCCCAGCACAAAAGCUUCUAAACAAGGAAUUGAGAGAAGCGAGGAACGCCAAAUUGGAGAAGAUGGACACUCAUGCUCCACCUGACACUCCCAAAUCCUCACAGCAAUCCUCCACUCAGAAUCAUCUACCUCAGAGUACACCGGAUACGCCAGCUUCAGCACAAACAGCUUCAUCCACCACACCAGCACCUUCUGCAGCUCCGGCUCCUCCACCUGCUCCAUCACCUCCUGCGACUUCUGCAGCCCCGACCGCUCCUUCAGCUCCUGCACCUCUCGCAGCUCCUUCGACUCCUGCAGCUCCUGCCAAGCUCCAGCUAGGCUCUUUCUCAGGAGGUUUGUCGUCCCGUAAGAAGAAGAGGAGGAUGGGAACAUAUAGUCUGAUUCCCAAGAAGAAAACCAAAGUGCUUAAGCAGAGAUCUGUGCUGGAAAUGUUUAAGGAGCUCCAGCAGUCUGCCAAGAGCCCACAGACUAAAGAGGUAGCAAACAUUAAUGGGGCAAAGGUUGAGAAUGCAUCUGAGGAGGAAGAGUCCGAGGAGGUGGAGUCUGAGGAAGAGGAGCGACAACAUGCAGCUAAAAAAACAGUCAGUGCUGUGAAGGAACAAACAUCUGAACCCAUCGAACAGGUGGAAGAGGAGCAGGAGUCUGAAGAGUCCGGAGAAGAGGAGGGAGAGGAGGAGGGCACAGAGUCCGACUUGAGCACAGAGUCUGGUCUGAAGAAGAAGCUGAAAAAGAAAACGAAAGCAGACAGCGCGUGGCUGCGGCCGUCCAGGAAGCGAAAGAGGAGGAUGAAGGGCAGAGGAGCAGAAGGACUGGAUCAGCCCCAGGGAUCAGCUAGUGCCCAGGCAGGAGACAAGAAGGAGUACACACAGAUUCCUCCUGCUGAGUCUGCCAACCUCAACAAGCCCCGAACACCAGCUGCUCCCUCGCAGAUCAAAGGGUCAACCAUCGAGGAGGCUCAGGAGCUCCCGCUCUGCAGCUGUCGCAUGGAGAUGCCAAAGAGUCGAGAGAUUCUCACGCUGGCAGACAGGAAGUGCAUGGCCACAGAGAGCGUGGAUGGACAGCUCACCCGCUGCCAGGGCGCCAUACUGAAGCAUGAAAUGAUGCGCCCCUCAAACUCUGUUCAGCUGCUGGUUCUCUGUGAGGACCACCGCAAUGGCAUGGUGAAGCACCAGUGCUGCCCCACCUGUGGCUUCUUCUGCAGGGCGGGAACCUUCAUGGAGUGCCAACCUGACGUCAGCAUCUCUCACCGUUUCCAUCAGGCGUGUGCCUCAGUGCUCAAAGGUCAGAGCUUCUGUCCUCACUGCGGAGAGGAGGCCAGCAAAGCUAAAGAGGUCACCAUCGCAAACGCUGACACCACCUCGACUGUGCCCUCUACGCUCACACAUGUACCUGCUCCACAGGGGGUCCCUGAGGGCCGGGCAGACACCACUACUGGCAGCUCUUCUCAUCUAGCUGCAGGGGUUGAUGUUAGCGGCCGUGCUGACAGCUCACUGUCUAAUCGUUCUUCACAUGGAUUCGACACUUCAGCCAUUCCUGGGUCAUCCAGAACCACCGCAACCCUGCAGGCCGGGGCUGAAACCCCCGCGUCCCCUACAGUCCAUCAAGGACCUCCUAGAGAGACUCUAGAAAGUCUCCUGGUAGCUCUAGACACAGAGAAGCCCAAGAAGCUGCGUUUUCACCCCAAACAACUUUACCUCUCGGCCAAACAGGGAGAACUCAAGAGGGUCCUGCUCAUGCUGGUGGAUGGUAUCGAUCCUAACUUUAAGAUGGAAUCUCAGAACAAACGAACGCCGCUCCACGCUGCAGCUGAAGGAGGUUUCAAAGACAUCUGUAACAUGCUCGUACAAGCUGGAGCAAACCUGGACAUAUGUGACGACGAUCAGCGGACGCCUUUGAUGGAGGCUUGUGAGAACAACCACAUGGAGACAGUCCUGUAUCUUGUGAGAGCUGGAGCCAGCGCCACACACAGGGACGUUGAAGGGUUCACCUGUCUCCACCUAGCGGCAAAGUCUGGUCAUUACGAAAUUGUGGAGCACCUUCUGUCCACAGGAUUGAUCAACAUAAACUGUCAGGAUGAUGGAGGCUGGACAGCAAUGAUCUGGGCGACAGAGUACAAACAUGUGGACCAGGUGAAGCUGCUCCUGUCCAAAGGGGCUGACAUCAACGUCAGGGAUAAGGAGGAGAACAUUUGCCUCCACUGGGCAGCUUUUUCCGGGAGUGUUGACAUCGCUGAGCUGCUCCUGAACGCACACUGUGACCUGCAGGUUGUGAACAUCCACGGAGACUCUCCUCUGCACAUCGCUGCUCGGGAGAAUCGUCUGGAUUGUGUUACGCUUUUCUUGAACCGGGGAGCAGAUGUGUUUCUGAAGAACCGCGAGGGAGAGACUCCUCCUGACUGCUGCAGCCACAACUCGAAAGCUUGGGCGGCUCUGCAGGCCAACAGGAGGGAGAGGGACAAGAACAGCCGGCUCACCAGACCAGAGGAGAAAAUCCUUCAAAGUGACAUCGCUCUCGGGCAGGAAAGAGUUCCCAUUCCCUGUGUCAACUCUGUGGACAGUGAAGCUUACCCAGACAGCUACAAAUACAUCCCUGAAAACUGUGUCACCUCCCCGAUGAACAUCGACAGGAACAUAACACACUUACAGUACUGUGUUUGUAAAGAAGACUGUUCAACAAGUAUCUGCAUGUGUGGACAGCUGAGUUUACGCUGCUGGUAUGACAAGGGCGGCCGUCUCCUCCCUGAAUUCUGCCACGAGGAGCCUCCUCUCAUCUUCGAGUGUAACCAUGCCUGCUCCUGCUGGAGGACCUGCAAGAACAGAGUAGUACAGAACGGACUCAGGACCAGGCUGCAGCUCUUCAGGACCAGUAAGAAGGGCUGGGGUGUCCGUGCACUACAAGACAUACCACAGGGGAGCUUCAUAUGCGAGUACGUUGGUGAGAUCAUCUCUGAGGCAGAGGCAGAGAUGAGGCAGAACGAUGCGUACCUGUUCAGCCUGGAUGAUAAGCCACAAGAUCAAUACUGCAUAGAUGCCCGUUUCUAUGGAAACAUCAGCCGCUUCCUCAAUCACAUGUGCGAGCCCAACUUGUUCGCCUGUCGAGUGUUCACGACUCACCAGGACCUCCGUUUCCCACACAUUGCCUUCUUUGCCAGUGAAAACAUCACGGCUGGAGAGGAGCUCGGGUUUAACUAUGGUGACCACUUCUGGGAAGUCAAAAGCAAGCUGUUCAGCUGCGAAUGCGGCUCUUCCAAGUGCAAGUACUCGUCAGCCGCCAUGGCGUCUCUGCAGGCUGACAGCACACCGGAGGACCAGCAGCAGCCCAGUGCAUCACCCGACACCAGCUCUUCCAACAGCCCUUCCAGUCCCUCAUAAAACCCCUCCACACACUAAGCGUCGCUGCAUGAACACGGGACUGACGGACACACAGGGGUGCCUGUCUCCUCCUCCUUAGACUUUUAUCAGAGAACUUGUACUGGAUCUCUACUCCUGAUAAAAACAAUGGACCACUGACCUUUGUGAAAACCUGUAAAACGCUGCCACACAGAACCAGAUGCACAAUCAAAUCCUGAUAAACAAACUGCUCCUUGAUUCCACCUGGUGUGACAUGAACAGCAGGGGGCAGCAUCAUCACGCACAGCGAGUGUCAGAGGGACAGUCUUUACAUUUCAUACAUAACUUUACAGCGGAGGAGAAGAACAGGGCAUUUUGUCGUCUUUUACUUUUUUUAAGAUACCUUGAUGACGUGUUUGAUGGCUUUUCCUACUGAGUCAUGGUCAUGGUAUUUUCUGAUCGGGGACGAAAGUAAUGUUGUCUUUUGAAAAGACAACCUCAGCUCUCAGCUGGGUUUAAUUUGUUUGACCUUUUUGGUCAUUUAUCAUGAACCAUUCCAACCAAACUAGCUGAUAAAUAUUGAAUUAUGUUGCCACUUCUUUGUGUAAAUUCAUUUUUGCUGCAGAGUUGGAACAGACGCUCAACCUUUGCCACCAUAGUUUAAUAUCAAUUAAGGAUUUGUGAAGACAAAAAGUGGACUGUUUUAAUUACAGCUGGAGCGAGUUUAGGUUGCCUGAUAGACAGAUGCUGAACCAUUCCUCAAAGAAGAGGGGAUCCUAGUCUGAGUAAAUUGGCUGACUUUUUUUAUUUAGCAUGUUUAAGGGGAUUUUAAUGUGUCAGAUAUUUUGCCACACUUGUUAAGAAAUGAUUAAAGUAAAAUGGCGUUACAAAAAUCCCAUGAAAAUGGUGCUGAAAAGGGUUUUUACGUUUGUUUUCAUUUUUAUUACAGACGUGAACAUAGUUUGUAAAAUAAAAUAAACAUUUUAAGUUUUUUUAUGUUUAAUUUUAACUCGUUUUCUAAUUGUAGUUACUGUACUUAGGCUGUUUUUAAUUUUGUUUCAUGAUUUUGCCGACAGAAGCCAACUUGUCUUUUUAAAUGUUGUAAGUAAAGCAGUGACUGUUGUGCAAAGUCUUGAAAGAUAUAAUUGAAAAAAAAAGGUUAAAAAUGCACUUCCAUAACUUUCUGUUACAUACUUCUGGACCGUGAUCCAUCCAUCUAAUUGGUUGUAUCUUUUUCAAUAAAUUUACUACUAAUGCA